Colletotrichum spaethianum is the source of this 228-nucleotide messenger RNA. RefSeq lists its product as uncharacterized. Lineage: Eukaryota; Fungi; Ascomycota; Sordariomycetes; Glomerellales; Glomerellaceae. The record is from RefSeq and is a predicted model, not a curated record. The transcript is spliced from 2 exons. The coding region runs from base 1 to 228 and encodes 75 amino acids.
AUGGAUGGGCCUUACGUAUGUCACCUCGCGUGGACGUUGGAUGUUGAGGCAGGCAACUUUCGCUCGAUCAUAUGGGGCCCGGUCAUAUGUAAGCUCGGGGUCACGGUCAUCCUCAACACGAGACAACGAAGGCAAACUUCGGGUCGUAAAAUCCUCAAAGUCCAAAAGUCCGCCUUGCCGCCGCCGCCAUUCAGCGACAAGGCGCUCCCAGACUCCGAAGCCAACUGA